Molecule: messenger RNA, 6349 nt
Organism: Dipodomys ordii (Ord's kangaroo rat)
Lineage: Eukaryota; Metazoa; Chordata; Mammalia; Rodentia; Heteromyidae
Gene: Adamts6
Product: ADAM metallopeptidase with thrombospondin type 1 motif, 6
Exons: 24
Coding region: 1-3357 (1118 amino acids)
Biological process (GO): proteolysis; extracellular matrix organization
Cellular component (GO): extracellular matrix
Molecular function (GO): metalloendopeptidase activity
Source: RefSeq, a predicted model, not a curated record
AUGGAAAUUUUGUGGAAGACGUUGACUUGGAUUUUGAGCCUCAUCAUGGCUUCAUCAGAAUUUCAUAAUGACCACACACUUUCAUACAGUUCUCAAGAGGAAUUCCUGACUUAUCUUGAACACUACCAGCUAACUAUUCCAAUAAGGGUUGAUCAAAAUGGAGCGUUUCUCAGCUUUACUGUGAAAAAUGCUAAGCACUCAAGGAGAAGACGGAGUAUGGACCCUAUCGACCCAGAGCAGGCAGUGUCGAAAUUAUUUUUUAAACUGUCGGCCUAUGGCAAGCACUUUCACCUCAACUUGACUCUCAACACAGAUUUUGUAUCCAAACAUUUUACAGUAGAAUACUGGGGGAAAGAUGGACCCCAGUGGAAACAUGAUUUUUUAGAUAACUGUCAUUAUACCGGAUAUUUGCAAGAUCAACGUAGUACAACUAAGGUGGCUUUAAGCAACUGUGUUGGAUUGCAUGGUAUUAUUGCUACAGAAGAUGAAGAAUAUUUUAUUGAGCCUUUAAAGAAUACCACAGAGGAUUCUAAGCAUUUUAAUUAUGAAAAUGGCCAUCCUCAUGUUAUUUACAAAAAGUCUACCCUUCAACAACGUCAUCUCUAUGAUCACUCUCAUUGUGGGCUUUCAGACUUCACAAGCAGUGGCAAACCUUGGUGGCUGAAUGACACAUCAUCUGCUUUUCCUUCAUUACUACCAAUUAAUGACACACAUACCCACCAUAGACUGAAAAGAUCAGUGAGCAUUGAGCGGUUUGUGGAGACAUUGGUUGUGGCAGACAAAAUGAUGGUGGGUUACCACGGACGUAAAGACAUUGAACAUUACAUUUUGAGUGUGAUGAAUAUUGUUGCCAAACUUUACCGUGAUUCCAGUCUUGGAAACGUUGUGAAUAUUAUAGUGGCUCGAUUAAUCGUUCUCACAGAGGAUCAGCCAAACUUGGAGAUAAACCACCAUGCAGACAAGUCCCUCGAUAGCUUCUGUAAGUGGCAGAAAUCAAUUCUCUCCCACCAAAGUGAUGGAAACACCAUUCCAGAAAAUGGGAUUGCCCACCACGAUAAUGCAGUUCUUAUUACUAGGUAUGAUAUCUGCACUUACAAAAAUAAGCCUUGUGGAACUUUGGGCUUGGCCUCUGUGGCUGGAAUGUGUGAGCCUGAGAGGAGCUGCAGCAUUAAUGAAGACAUUGGCUUGGGUUCAGCUUUUACCAUUGCACAUGAGAUUGGUCACAAUUUUGGUAUGAACCAUGAUGGAAUUGGAAAUUCUUGUGGGACCAAAGGUCAUGAAGCAGCAAAACUUAUGGCAGCUCACAUUACUGCAAAUACCAAUCCUUUUUCCUGGUCUGCCUGCAGUCGAGACUAUAUUACCAGCUUUCUAGAUUCAGGCCGUGGUACUUGCCUUGAUAAUGAGCCUCCCAAGCGUGACUUUCUUUAUCCAGCUGUGGCCCCAGGUCAGGUGUAUGAUGCUGAUGAGCAAUGUCGUUUCCAGUAUGGAGCAACAUCCCGCCAAUGUAAAUAUGGGGAAGUGUGUAGAGAGCUCUGGUGCCUCAGCAAAAGCAACCGCUGUGUUACCAACAGUAUUCCCGCCGCGGAGGGGACACUGUGUCAGACCGGGAGUAUUGAGAAGGGGUGGUGUUAUCAGGGAGAUUGUGUUCCUUUUGGCACUUGGCCCCAGAGCGUAGAUGGGGGCUGGGGUCCCUGGUCCCUGUGGGGCGAGUGCAGCAGGACCUGCGGGGGCGGCGUCUCCUCAUCCUUAAGACACUGUGACAGUCCAGCACCUUCAGGAGGUGGAAAAUACUGUCUUGGGGAAAGGAAACGUUAUCGCUCCUGCAACACGGAUCCAUGCCCUUUGGGUUCCCGAGAUUUUCGAGAAAAACAGUGUGCAGACUUUGACAAUAUGCCUUUCCGAGGAAAGUAUUAUAACUGGAAACCCUAUACUGGAGGUGGCGUAAAACCUUGUGCAUUAAACUGUUUGGCUGAAGGUUACAAUUUCUACACUGAACGUGCUCCUGCAGUAAUUGAUGGGACCCAGUGCAAUGCAGAUUCAUUGGAUAUCUGUAUCAAUGGAGAAUGCAAGCAUGUAGGUUGUGAUAAUAUUUUGGGAUCUGAUGCAAGGGAAGAUAGAUGUCGAGUCUGCGGAGGGGAUGGAAGUACAUGUGAUGCCAUUGAGGGUUUCUUCAAUGAUUCCUUACCCAGAGGAGGCUACAUGGAAGUGGUGCAGAUACCAAGAGGCUCAGUUCACAUUGAAGUCAGAGAAGUUGCUGUGUCAAAGAACUACAUUGCUUUAAAAUCUGAAGGGGAUGAUUACUACAUUAACGGUGCCUGGACUAUUGACUGGCCUAGGAAGUUUGAUGUUGCUGGAACAGCUUUUCACUACAAGAGACCAACAGAUGAACCGGAAUCCUUGGAAGCUUUAGGUCCCACCUCUGAAAAUCUCAUUGUCAUGGUUCUACUCCAGGAACAGAAUUUGGGAAUUAGGUAUAAGUUCAAUGUUCCCAUUACUCGGACUGGCAGUGGAGAUAAUGAAGUUGGCUUUAUGUGGCAUCAUCAGCCUUGGUCAGAAUGCUCAGCUACUUGUGCUGGAGGUGUCCAAAGACAGGAAGUAGUGUGCAAAAGGCUAGAUGACAACUCUAUUGUGCAGAACAACUAUUGUGAUCCUGACAGUAAGCCACCAGAAAAUCAAAGAGACUGCAACACGGAGCCCUGCCCACCUGAGUGGUUCAUUGGGGAUUGGUUGGAGUGCAGCAAGACCUGUGAUGGCGGGAUGCGCACACGGGCAGUGCUCUGCAUCAGGAAGAUCGGUCCUUCUGAGGAGGAGACGCUGGACUACAGUGGUUGUUUGACACACCGGCCUAUGGAAAAAGAGUCCUGCAACAACCAGUCAUGUCCACCUCAGUGGGUGGCCUUGGACUGGUCUGAAUGCACACCAAAAUGUGGCCCAGGAUUCAAGCAUCGGAUUGUUCUGUGCAAGAGCAGUGACCUUUCCAAGACCUUCCCAGCGGCACAAUGUCCCGAUGAAAGCAAACCUCCUGUUCGGAUCCGCUGCAGCCUGGGCCGCUGCCCGCCUCCUCGCUGGGUGACAGGAGACUGGGGCCAGUGUUCUGCUCAGUGUGGCCUUGGACAACAAAUGCGUACUGUGCAGUGCCUCUCCUAUACUGGACAAGCAUCUAGUGACUGUCCAGACACUGUUCGGCCUCCAUCCAUGCAGCAGUGUGAAAGCAAAUGUGACAGUACACCCAUCUCCAGUACUGAAGAGUGCAAAGAUGUGAACAAAGUGGCUUAUUGCCCACUCGUGCUGAAGUUCAAGUUCUGCAGUCGAGCAUACUUCAGACAGAUGUGUUGUAAGACCUGCCAAGGCCACUGACCCACAGAAAGCCAGAGAGAGAGCCUUGUCAUUUCAUCGUGGAAAUGCAUCCAUCAAGGAGAGCCACCCAGAGGAAGAGGAUUGAUGUCCUUGCGAAAGCAUUACCCUGUGGAAAACAUAACCACUGGUCAGCCCUAGCUGACAGGAUUUCAAUAUUAUUUUAACUUCUGUGAAGUGGGAUUUAUUGAUCCAAAGUGCUGGACACGGUAUUAGGAGGGAAUGCCAGAUUGGAGAGAUCCAAACAACACAGGGAGACUUGCUUACUGUGGAGCGUUUGUGUUCUUUCGAGUAAAUCCAAUAGCCUGUUUACCUCCUUGGACCAUUAAGAUAAUUUUUAUUAUGGACUUAGCAAUGACACUGAAUCCAUUUGUAUUUAAAACUGUUUAAAAUGUAGCUGUUAUGACUUGGUUAACUAUGGAAGUAAAAGAAGAUUCAGAAUUCUUAAGUCAUAGCUUAAAAAAUAUUUACUAUACUUUAUCUCACUACAACAGCACCACAAUUUAAAUUAUAAAAUGGGCUUUGAACUGUAAUUUAAGGACCAAUUAUAAAUCAAAAGUAAUGGAAGUUUGUAUUCUUUUUCUCCAUUCCACUUAAUUUCCUUAGGAAUAAUCCCCCUGUUCUGAACACUGCUGUGAGCCAUAUAUAAAACUAUAUUAACGUGGACAAUGAGGGACUUAGUUUAAAGCAGAGCAGCGGUUGCUGCAGCUGUGCAAGUCUAUAAAUUCAGUGCUAAGAGACGGUGGCCAACUCGCCAGUGUGCAAGUGAAGCUGAGAUUUCCAUUAAAAACUUUAAGAGAAAAACAUUGCAAUUUCAUCCAGAAGCCAGACCUGUGGUAUGGUAGAGACUGAAGUACCGGGUCCCUCACUACCACCACACCACACAGGAUGCCUUAUUUUUCACUUGAGUCCCUCCAACUCACUGUGUUUACAUCUUCACCAGCCACAGAUCAGCUUCUGCCUUCGAUUGUUGCGUGCAUGUCCAGCUUACUGAGAUGAUGCCAUACAAAAGAUAGGCCGCUCAGUAACAACCAGGCAGCCCCUUUUGCAAGUUGCUGACAAUUAUGAUGCGUUCCAGAUGUCCCUUCUUUGAUAUGGUAGAAGGGCAUUUAUUUAUAUGAGAGCAAGUGUGUGUGUGUGUGUGUGUGUGUGUGUGUGUGUGUGUGUGCAGGCACUUCUGAGUAUGCAGAUAGAUGAGUGUGCUUGCACAUAAAUGUGCUAUUUUGUGAGUUUGAAAGUAGGCAAGGGACAACAACCAAAGAAGAAAAACUCACCAAGACUAGAGAGCAUAUGGCAUAAUUUUAACCAUCAUCCUACCAAGUAUUUCGUGCUUUUUUUUUUUUAUGGAUACUGUUUUGUUAAUGUCAAAUGUGAAGCCCAAUUUCUUGGGCAAGUCAAAUUCUAGAAUGACAUCCACUUAAAUUAAAAUGACUAGCCCAUAUCUUCCCUAUCUUCACAUCUUGCGUGUCCAAAGACUCAACAGCUUAGUUUUUAAAAGGGUACUCUUUAAUAACACUUUGUACUUGAAUACUCUGUAGCUCAUAGCAGGUUCUUGAUGAAUGUGCUCUGUGUCUAACAGGCCUUCUUUGGUGCACAUACAUGUAGAUCAUGCAUUCACCAAAACUAAAUGGCUACUUUGUAAGCAUAAUAUGUACAGUUGAAAAGCAUGUGUCAUACACACCAUGGUUCAUUUUUUUUUCUAAAAGGAAAAGAAACUCAGAUACCAAAUGUCACCUAAUCUUUCAGGUUUCUGCUGUGGCUAGAUGGCACUGGCUUGUUUUCUGUACAUUCCUUCACAACCAUCCACAUCUUAUACCCUGCCUGUCUCUCAAUACCACAGUUCCUAUCCCUGAGUUUUCAGGAAGGUCUCUUGAUAUACAAGAGAUAUUGUCAAACCCCAUGUAACUGCCCUUGGAAGACCAGUCCAAGCACCACACUAGCUAAUAUGUGAAGGGAAAGCAGCUUAUGGGCAGUGCAGUUGAAGCUUGAAUUCCCUCUUGAUCCUUUUCAAAGAAAUAUAAACUUGGUGCUAAUGUGCCCUGGUGAAAUUAAAUAGCGCAUACGUGGUUUUUGUGGCAGUUUAAGCAUAGGUUUCCUAUCUAGAUCUGAUUGUCACUAACACAAAUAUCAGCAUAUGUUUUUAUUUCAAAAAGAUACAUUACUGACCAAAGGUCCUGCUUCACCCCCACGUGGAAGCUAACAACGCAAGGGCUAUCCCAGGGGUCCUGUGCAUCACCUCAGAGGUGGGGGAGAGGACCGAAGCCUGAAUCCCUUCUGGGUCAUACAUCAGCACCAAAAGCAGGGUGAUCCUUACCCUGGAGCAUAGCAUGCCUUUCAAGAUGGAACCAAGCAGAGAAUGUAACAGGUUUAAACAUUUUCAGGUAGGCCCUGAGUUUAAACCUGAACUGGCUUUAAAAAAGAGAGAGAGAGAGAGAGAAGAGAGAAAAGACCAACACAUUCCACAACAUGUUUCAAUAUCAGUGCUACUGUAGCCAUUCAUGUGGCUUCCUGAGGCUCUCUUCCUAAGUGAAAACAAUAAGAUCUUCAGUAGAGGCUCCAUUGCCCUGGCAGGUGGUCGGAAAGCUGUAGCAUCUGCUUAGGUACCCAUGGCUGAGAGUAGUCUCUGCCAUUAGUAUAACUGUCUACCAAACAAAGGAAAUGUAAAUGUACCCAAAUGAUUGAAUCCCUGGAACUACAUGAGACUUACAGUAUAUUCCAUUAGGAAUUUUUCUAUUUGAGUGAAUGUCACAGUAAGUAUCCUUGAUAAUACAGAAUGAAAUUACCUUUGUAUUAUUGUGAUUAGUUGUUGCUUAUUAUUUUAUAUGCAGUAUUAAUGUGGUACACUGUUACUUUUUUCGCUUUUGUAAAUUAUAUUCUAAUUUAUUGCCAUGUUUCCUAACACUUGUCCUACAUUCAUUCUCUUGCUUGUAAUGAAAAUGAAAAAAAAAAAGUCAUUGUAACACUUGAUGGAGUGAAAUUCCACACCAGGCACAGA